Molecule: messenger RNA, 944 nt
Organism: Topomyia yanbarensis
Lineage: Eukaryota; Metazoa; Arthropoda; Insecta; Diptera; Culicidae
Exons: 3
Coding region: 20-880 (286 amino acids)
Molecular function (GO): protein dimerization activity
Source: RefSeq, a predicted model, not a curated record
GUGGAGCGGCAAGUACAAAAUGAUAAGGAGCAUCAUUAAGCAAGAAUCGUUUUUCUCUUCGAUGCAAGAGCAUUUUUCGGAGCUAAAGUUAACCGAAGAUGAUUGGACAUUCAUGAAGGAAUACGAAACUGCAUUUCUUCCUCUACAUAAAAUGACUAAACUGCUACAUACGCAGCAUCAAGUAUUUAGUGAAUUCUACAUGCAAUGGAUACUGGCACUAAAGAAUGUACGUGAGCUCAAAGACAAUCGAUUUUCAAAACAUUUGGCAGAUACACUCGAAAAAAGACUUGAAAUGCUUAGAGGAACAAUGUUAUUCAAGGCAGCGCUUUCUCUCGACCCCAGGUUUAACUAUUUAGAUUCCACAUUCUUCAGUUCGGAUGAGAAAAUCGAAAGCCAGAACUAUAUAUUAAACGUAUGGAGGAGAAUGCAAAUCAUCGGUGGUUUUGCCAAACAGAACGAUUCGUUGGAGCAGGCAAAUAUUUCAGUAGAGGAUCAAGACAUAACCGAUUACCUAACGGAGCUCUUUGGAGGAAAACUGGAUCCCAAAACGGAGGCUACGAUCGAAAUAGAUAUUCAAAUACAACUAAAACUCCUUGAAGUUGAGCCUCGACAACGACACGAUUUUGAUAUUUGGACUCAUUGGAUUUCUAGAAAAACGUCACAUCCUCAACUCGCACAGGUGGCAUUGGUAAUUCUGGCAACACCAAGCAGGCAAGUAUCUGUUGAAAGAUCAUUCAGUGCAUUAGCACUGGUUUUGUCUGAUCACCGGACAGCUAUAUCGGAUGAUACGUUAGAAGACAUUUUAAUUUUAAAGCUGAAUGACGACAUUUUUGAAACAGUGUUUCCAUCUAUGUAUGAUUGGAAAAAUUUGAACCGAUGAAUUAGUGGCGAUUGAAAUUUAUAUUGAUGUUAUGGAAAUAUUGUUGUAACACUUAUGAAUUAGA